Stylonychia lemnae is the source of this 1815-nucleotide messenger RNA. Lineage: Eukaryota; Ciliophora; Spirotrichea; Sporadotrichida; Oxytrichidae. The record is from the annotation of a GenBank genome assembly.
AUGAAAUUGUUAAGUCCAAAUAUUAAUAGGUAAAAAGAGAGCCAACCCUCCUCAAAAUCAAGAAUUAGUCAUAUUUCCUCUAUUUCAUCAAACUUAAGGAGGUCUAGAAUUUCUAUUUAGAGCAAGCAAAGCGAAAAAUCAUCAAACUCAGGAGUAAAAUCAAAUAGGAAAUCUCAGAGUAGCAGAAACAUUUUCGAUGGACUGACUUUCCUAAUAGAAGUUUUUGAAGAUAAUUUAAAUAUGUACUAGAAGAUCUAACCCAUCAUUGUAGAGAAUGGUGGCAUCGUAGUCAGAUAAUUAGCUGAGGAUACUAACUACUUUGUUUUUCAAAAUGGCAGAAGGAAAGUAUUACUCAAAGCCAUGAAUGAUUGGAAAGAUGUCAAAGUUGUGAGCCCAUAGUGGAUUGAUCAAAGCAUUUCUAAGAGGGAACUAUUAGAUCAUAUUCAAUUUUAGCCAGUGAUUAUCAACCAAGAGGAAAUGAAAGAUGAGAGUUUGUAAUCCUUAUAGACGAGUAAAAAGAGACCUGUUCCUGUUGAGGAAUCUAAAACAGCUCAUAAACUAUCUCCUUUGAAAUCAAAAAGGAAGCUUAAGGUAAAUAAUAAGAGAAACUCAAAUAAAGAAAAAACUUAGAAUGAAAGUUAAAUUAAAGCUGAUCAAAACUAAAACAAUAAGUCAGCCUUGGGAUAUGACUAAGAUGACUUGGACAAGACUAUUUAAUAGAUAUAAGAGGAGAAAUUUUUUAUGAAGGAAUUUGCAAAGGACCUUAAAAAAUUCUCAAAGCUGUUUGAAUAGCAGCAAAUGACUGAGGAUAAGCUAGAGGCAACAAACGAUAAGAGCUAAUUAAUAGAAUUAAAGGAUGAAAUAAAGUAGAAGAAGCAAACUAAAAAUAUGAAUAAGAAUCAAUUGAUUGAAUCUUAUAUAGAAGGUGAUAUUGAACUAGUAGAUUUCAUUGAGAACAUGGAGAUUAAGCUCAAAGAUAAGAGCAGAAAAGGAAAGAGUAGAAAAGCAGUAGACUCUAAUAGAAGAAUUAGUGAGAUGUUUGGAAGAAAUGAUUAGAGAGUUGAGGAUAAAGGAAAUGAUAAAGGCCUAAACUCAACUUAACUUAUGAAUAAAUCAGGAUUAAUAUCUCUACAAGAUUUUCUGAACGAUAUUGAUAAGGAAAACACUCCUAUCAAUUAAUGUGAAAAAGAUUAUCAUUUAAGAGGAUCAGCUAAAAAGCAUAACUCUCAGGCUGUUGAUCAAAAUCACUUCUCCUAAAAAUCCAUAGAUAACUAUAUCAGAUCUCUAAAUAGUCAAAACUCAUUUAAACCUCUGCUAAAUCACAAACCUCAAAGCAUUUUCAAUUAAACUUUCCUCAAGACUAUCUAAGAAAAUUCAAGUAAUAGAAUUUAAAAAAGCUAAACUAUUCAAGCUAGCAAUUAAAAUAAGUAAUUAAGCAAGAAGUUGAAAAAUAUAAACUUAAGUUAAAAUUCUCUCCUGAGUACACCAAAGUCUAUUAAAAGAUCCAGGUCUGCUCACAUUACUUCAAGACUUCCAUUCUUACAAUUGUCAAAGGAUGAUCUCAAAAAUCAUAUUCAAUUUGACGGGUUCGCUUAAGAUUAGAAUAUGCUUGAAGGGAAUAGAAAGGCAGCAAGGAAGCACACGAAAUCCAAAACUUAGAGAAAGGUUAAAGAUAGGUCUAUGCCAACAAGGAAAAUGCCCUAAAGAGGAUGCAAAGGGAAUAUAAGCUAUGUAGAGGAUCAGUAUGACUUUAUAGGUGAACUUGACAGUAAAAGAAAUAGAAUAUUUCAUAGUCAUCAGUAUCAAUACUAUUGA